Molecule: messenger RNA, 288 nt
Organism: Adineta steineri
Lineage: Eukaryota; Metazoa; Rotifera; Eurotatoria; Adinetida; Adinetidae
Source: the annotation of a GenBank genome assembly
AUGGCUCACAACAAUACAUCGAUCUUAUCUGAUGUUAGUGUAUGUCUUAGUGAUGCUAUGGAUACUAUGUUUAACAAUAAUCAUAGUAUUAUGAUACCAGAAAACAAUCAUAAGGACGUUGAUAUAUCAAAUGAUGGUGGAGGAUUAUCAGCAGAAGCUUUAAAGUUAAUGAUGAAUAAAAGAAAAUUAAAUUCUAAUGGUCAUAUUAUUGAUGAUCAACAAUAUGAAGAAAAUGCAAAACGUUUGUGUUCAAUGAAUGGUCAUAAUCAACAUGAGCAAAAAGCAUAA